Plasmodium fragile is the source of this 1092-nucleotide messenger RNA. RefSeq lists its product as uncharacterized. The transcript has a single exon. Lineage: Eukaryota; Apicomplexa; Aconoidasida; Haemosporida; Plasmodiidae. The record is from RefSeq and is a predicted model, not a curated record. The coding region runs from base 1 to 1092 and encodes 363 amino acids.
AUGAUUACCUCCCUAGAUGUGGUCCACGAGCUGCUCACAACGAUCUACAGCAGCAUAUUCUCGCGGAGCAGCAAAGAAAUUCUCAAGUACGACGUGCUGCUCUACCUGGACGACUACUACUAUUUUGACAUUGUACGAAAAGUGAGUGAAGACAUAAAGGAGUUGGAUCCCGACUCGUGUGUUGUACAAAGUGAGAACAACUUUAACGACAUUUUCAUGCAAUUUAAUCAGAGCAGGAACUACAUCAUUAAGGAUAAAAAAUAUGAAAGUGAGAAUGAAAGGAGGAUAGAUUUUCUCCACGAGCUGCUGGCCGACCUGUUGUGUUUGCUAUAUGUGAAAGGAAAAAAUGGCUCGAAGGACGUGAGAGUCAUUACGAAGAGAGAGCACACAUGUAAAGAGAACACAAAUUGGGAACUCAUAAAAGAGGAGUUAGCCCAGAUUGAAAAGUUACGUGGAGAGGACAGAAAGGAAGCUGUAUCAGGGUCCCCCCCCGUGGCCACGUUAAGUACAGACCCAAGAGGAAAUUUGGACGAGACGUACAUAAAGAAAAUCCUGAGCAUCCCAAAGGAGCACUUGCAAAAUGAGGACAUCAUUAUAAAGCAAACAGUAGACAAAGGGACAGAACAAAUGGUAAAGGAACUGCUGGAACAUCUUAAUGUAGAAUAUCAGAUGAGGUACUACUACCUUUUUCUAAAUCAUUACCUGACCAUGCAAACCUUGCUCAUGUCUCCAUUAAUUGAUUUAACCUCUGAGGAGUUAAGAAGAAUUGUAAAUAAAAUUGUGCAAAUUAAAAAAAUUGCCUACCGACCUGUUACUAUAUACGACGUGCUUUCCUUUCAGUACAGCAACAUUGAAUUCUUUAAGUCUUCUCACCACAACUUGGCUUCUCCAGUGAAGAAGGUACAACUUGUGGGGGAGACCAUCGAACGUGGAGGCAUACCCACUACGUUUUCCAAAAAAGUGAUCAUGAAAGAUGUGAUCAGUGCGAACAUUUCUCUUAAGGAGAAGUACAACAAGGUGAAGCGGCACAACGAGGGAAACUUCGGGGGGAGGUACAAGGCUCGCAAUUAUUACGAUUCCUCCAGGAGGUAG